GGUGUUUAAGAAGGCGUCAUUCGUAAUUAGUUUGGAAGUGAUUUGUAAAAGCGAAUAAUAUGCACCGCUAGUCAGAAUGUGGUCAAAGACGGUGGAUAGGGUAUUUUGUGGACAAAAAAUGGGCAAUUAUGAAAUUUUGGAAUUAACGGUUUUGAAAAUGAAGUGUGUUAUAAUUAUACAUCAUUAAUGUUUUGGAAGAGUUAAUACUUCAAGACAAAGUGGUUUGUGGCGCUGAACAGUGACUGAGCAUUAUGGAUUAAUUUAUUGUGCACAAUUCCAUAAUUUCCUAUUUUGGAUAUAUAUAAACAAUUGAAAAGACAUGUAGAGGAGAUCCUGCUACCUGUUUCGUUUGCUAUGAAUGUGUAAGAUCAUCCCGACAUAUAAAGCGCUAGACUGUGUCACACUCUUUACCCAUUUUCGUGGCCUUUCGCUUCGUGUUUCAUUUUAUGUGUGGAUCAACCAAUGACUUAGUACCAAGACAUUUGUGACUGAACUUGUGUGUAUUAGAGGAAGAGAGAGAGAAAUAUGGCACCUCUAGUGUAUAUGUUAGUUGGUGUGUUCGUGUGUGCAUCUGCGCAGGAGAGUACAGUGAAUUACUCUCUACGCGAGGAACAAGAUGCCUUCACCUACGUUGGGAAUGUUGCCCGAGACAGCCAGCUCUAUGGAAACGUGACCAUGGAAGUCUUCCAACGAAUGAAGUUCCAGCUCUUGACCCAGGGAAACGAAUAUGCAGCUAUGUUUAGUAUUGACGAGAGUGCUAGCACCUUAAGGACUGCAGUUCAACUUGACCGGGAAGUCAUCUGCCCAGAUUCCAUUGAAUGUGUUCUUGUGUUCAAUGUGGCUGUAUAUUUGAAGGACUCUAUUACAAGUGUUCUGGAUUUAUACAAAAUCAUCAAAAUUGAAGUAACAAUCGACGAUAUCAAUGACAAUGCCCCUGAAUUUCCCAAUGAUGAAGUGACCAUUGUCAUUUCUGAGAACUCCGGAGUCGAGACUGAACAUUUCACGAAUGGAGCUAUUGACUUGGACAGAGGGGCGAAUAACUCAGUACAAACUUAUGUUAUGCAGCCACCAAAUGAAAUGUUUGGACUGAAAGUUCUAGAAAAUGGAGAUGGAACAACAGACUUGAACAUUGUUGUGAAGUACCCACUUGAUCGUGAAAGCAGACAUUUCUACCAGCUUGUAAUUUCUGCUAUAGAUGGCGGCAGUCCACCGCGAACCGGUUCGGUGAAAAUCAACAUAACAAUCAGCGACCAGAAUGAUAAUUCACCAGUGUUCUCAAAAUCAUUGUACAAUGUAACAGUUGAAGAAAACAUUCCAGUAAAUUCCACCAUUGUGCACGUCAAUGCCACAGAUGCUGAUGCAGAAGAUAAUGGGCUAGUAGCUUACAGAUUUAGUUCCAGAACUUCUAGCAAAAUUACUGACGUUUUCGAUAUUAAUAGUGAAAGUGGUGAAAUAACAUGCAAGUCUGUGUUGAACUUUGAAGACGAUCAGAAAUGGACUUUCAAAGUGGAGGCUUUUGAUAGUGGCAGUCCAGCUAAAACAAGCACCGUAUCUGUUAUAAUAAAUGUUCUGGACAUUAAUGACAACUACCCUCAAAUCAAUAUCAACCUACCACCCGGCGGUACGAAGAUUUCGGAAGCAGCUAGCCCUGGAAGUUUUGUUGCUCACGUGGCUGUUUUUGAUCUGGACAAUGCGGGACAAAAAGAAAUCAGUUGUAUGGUGAUUGGAGAUGAUUUUCGACUGGAGGACUUUAAGCUGAAAAACAACUACAAAGUGAUUGUAAACAAGCCUUUAGAUCAUGAGGUCAGAGACAGUUACGAAGUUACUAUUGAGUGUUCAGAUAAUGGAGUUCCACCUAACAAAAAUGAUACUAGCUUUAUUGUGAAAGUUGAAGAUGUGAAUGACAAUUUCCCAGAAUUCAAGAAAGAUACUUAUGAGCUGACCAUCCAAGAGGAGGUUUUCCAGUCUAUGAUUGUAAAAGUUGAAGCCACUGACAAGGACUUUGGAAAUAAUGGCAAAAUUAUAUACAAACUUGAACCAGGGUCAGAUCAGAGGUUCACAGUAAAUUCUAAUACCGGACUUGUUACAGCAAACUCAGUCUUUGACAGAGAAACUGAUCCUAGAAUUAUUCUCCAUGUACUGGCAGUUGAUGCUGGGGACCCCGCUCUCUCUUCAACCGCUACUGUUGUUAUCAAUAUCACAGACAUCAAUGAUAAUGCUCCAAGGUUUUCGUCCAAUCCUCUCAACAUCCUCAUAAUGGAAAGUGAGCCAUUCCAGUCAGUGAAUUUGAACGUGACUGAUCCAGAUUUGGGUUUAAAUGGCCAGUUCACAUUGACCUUCCCAAAGAAUGACUAUCUGGCUGAAUAUUUCGAAUUCAACUCAGUUACUGGGGAAAUCAAAACAUUGAAGGCAAUAGAUAGGGAACUGAUACCGUAUUUUAAAUUCUGGGUCAGUGCAGUUGAUAACGGCAUCCCUCAACGGUCCAGCUCAGCAGAGGUGGUACUUCACAUUAUCGAUAGGAACGAUAACAUUCCAGCAAUUACAUAUCCAAACAACUCGAACAAUACAAAGGCCAUUCCCAUCUUAGCUCCAGUAGGCUUUGUCAUAGCAACAGUUCAGGCUUCUGAUAAAGACGACGGUUUGAACGCUCAAUUGUUGUACUUCAUCGAUAUGGGAGAUACUAGGGAGAUAUUUAAGAUGGAUGUUAACACUGGACGAAUAACAGUUGGUCGAGAAAUGACCGAGUUGGACGCAGAUACAUACAAGCUGGAAAUUGCUGUUCGCGACAACGGUGAACCUCAAAGAACUGCCAUGGCAACUCUUAAAGUCACUGUGGAACCAGCCAACGCUACUGUUUCACCUCUGGUUGAAGAAGAGAAUAAGCAGAACAUCAUGUUGGUCGCAGUGAUUGUUGGCGUUACUACUGUGAUAUCCGUCUCGAUUAUAGUAUCCAUCUUCAUCUUGUGUCACAUUGACAAGAGAAAUCGUGGAAGAAGAAAUCAAGCGCCUAAACACCCUGAGGACAGAUUCUACGACAUACAUCGAGUGGACGAGAGUAUGUCAGGGUCAUCAAACAUCUCAAAAGAUUCAGACGCAGAAUUGAUCAAGAAAAUGAAGGCAAAGAAGGAAGUGAGUUUUUCGAUUGACGAGGAUUGUAGCGACGUUGGAAACAACUCGACCCUGACCAAUGUAACGAGCUUCUCGACGAUGAAACCUCCAUACCUCUCCAUGGAUUACAGAUCAUCACCUGAGGACACGCAAUCAUCAGCAUGGCUCUGUAACAACACUGUAUCGGACAUGAAUAAAACCGAAAUGUACGAAAACGAGCUAUCGGGGCUUACCACCAGCCAGCUGCAAGGUGCUCUAAGACACAUUGCACAGGGAGGCAACUCUGACAGACUUUGGCUGCAACCAGUCAGGGAAGAACAGACGAAACGCAUGAUCCUUCGAAAGUCAGAAGACAAUCACAGUACAACGUCACAUGACACAACAACUAGCGAUAGUGGUCGAGGGGGUAGCGAGGAGGAUAUAAAUAGUAACAGGGGACACAUCUUUAGUGAAUCAGAAGAAAGUCGGCAGUACAUAUACCAGUGCAAUAAUCGUCAGACCGACAAGUUGAUGCCGCGCCGUCCCCCUCCGCCCAUUCCAACAGAGAUGUAUCCCAGAAACAUCAGCUUCAGCGACGACAGCGUCAACGCUAACACCACAGUAGUCAGUGGCAGGAAACUCCCCGAGCUCAGCCCGUAUUCAAUGUUUUACCAAACACCGCUCAAGCAGGUUGAACUUUUCACUAUCAGUGGUCGGACUAAAGAAGCGAUGUUGGAGUCGCAGAUGACCACGCCAGGUAUGCCAUACUCAGUGGCGGACAUUGAAGAAAUGAGUGAGAUCGGCCAGUGUAGAGACGAUGCCAGUACGACGACGUCGGGAAGUUAUACGAUAAACCCUGACGAUCUGUGUAACGAGAUUGAUGAUUUAUUCUUCCGAGAUGUGAUCGUCUGAUAGUGACAUAAAUCACUCAAAUAAAGACGCUUAUAAAGGAGUGCGAACCAAACCAUGUGCCAAUUUUGUUACUAUGUUGAAUGCUUGUGUAAAUUAUGUUCAUAGAAACACGUCAUUAUGUCAUUGAUUUGGUGCUAAGUUAUUGGUCAGUAUAUGUCACAUGAUCAAAAAUACCAAAUUGCAUUUUAAUAUAUUAGUACACUAAAAAGUAGUGCAAAAAUGAAUUAAAAUGUAAGGUUAAGUUUCAUAAUGAAUUAUGUGGAUCUCAAAUUUGAGUCCUUUUUCUGUCUCAUUUUUUUCAAAUUUCGAUGUAUCAUGUACAUGUAUUCUGGUCGUGACCAUGUGACAUGUAAAGCAUGUGACGCAGUCUUUGUGCUAUUUGUGUUUUUUUCUGGUAUAUUGUUUGGAAGAAAUUAAAUGAUGUACAUGUGUAUUUCGUACCAAUUAUUUUAGACAUGAAAAAAUUAAUGUUAUCUUGACAACAGAAUUAGGUGAAAAUAUUUGAUAAGGAUCUGAAAAUUGGUUAAAUGUUAAGAUGUAAAAAAAAAAAUUCUGUAAAAUAAUGUUUCAUGAAAUUUCAAAUCAAAAGAUCUUAAGUUUGGAAACAUAUUUUUUUCCAAACAAUAUACCUCUAUGUGUAUCUCACUAUCUCUGUAAGUGUUGUCUGUCUGUGAAUAUGUACAAUAUGCAACACGAGUUGUGACUAACACGUUACGUUGUGCACAUCACUAAAUAUUACAGGCAGCAGGAUUUAUGAAUGUGUAGCGUUAAAAUCAAAGUUUUAACUUAAUCAGGAUAUUUUAAUGAGAUUGAAUUUGUUUGAAGUGUAUGAUAAAUAUCUACUUAUGAUUAAAUGUGCUAUUGUAAAAAUUGGUUGUACGAUUUCUAAAUAAAAGAAUCUUCAAUUUACACUUUCAGAUACUUAUAAGGUCUAAGAUUUGAACAUUUUCAUGAAAAUAAAGAUUUUGAUUAAAAAAACAACAUCAUGCGAUUUAAAAAGUCUCACUCUUUUGACUAUUUUAGAAAUGAAAAUUUUAUGUCAUUUGAAAUUGCAUUUUAUUUCGCGAAUUUUGUGAGAUUUCUUUCACAAUGUUUUCUUAAUAUGAUUUUAAAUCACUGUAUAAACUAUACAGCAACAUUUUAUAAACUAAUUGAGUCCAGUUUUAGAUUAUCAUCUUUUAAAAAGCUUUAACUGUAACAUAUCUUGAUAUUGAUUCCCUUGUCAAAUUGUCCAAAUAUGUAAGAAAAUUUUGUGAACAAUUGAAAUUUGUAAGAAAUUUUUGAAAAUGCAAAUGAUAAUACGAAAAAUAGGGUUAGUUUUAUAUUGUCAGGUUAAUAAAAUGUAGAUUACAAGUAUUUAUUAUAUUUUAAAAGUAUUGUAAUUUUUUUAUGUAAAAAUUGGGCUCUUGUUUUUCUAAUUUCACUUUUAACUCAUAUUAACUUUGUUACUUUGUUGGUAUUAUGUACAGUAAUGUUAUUGAUUGUAUAUUUUGUUUGGAGUCGUAAAGAUUCCAAAUAUAAAUGCCGAAAAGUAUUAAAAAAUCUG
This is a messenger RNA of Mya arenaria, 5545 nucleotides long. RefSeq names its product protocadherin-11 X-linked-like. Lineage: Eukaryota; Metazoa; Mollusca; Bivalvia; Myida; Myidae. The record is from RefSeq and is a predicted model, not a curated record. Gene Ontology annotation, biological process: homophilic cell-cell adhesion. The transcript is spliced from 5 exons. Gene Ontology annotation, cellular component: plasma membrane. Gene Ontology annotation, molecular function: calcium ion binding. The coding region runs from base 526 to 3999 and encodes 1157 amino acids.